AUGCAGCAGGGAGGAGGAUCUGAAACGGAAGUUACAUGGGAGGACCAGCAGAAUAUCAACAAAUUCGGAAGGUUGAAUAAUCGCUUACACGAGCUUAACGAUGAGAUCAAAUUCGCUAAGGAAGCUAAUGAUAAUUUGGAGGAUGCGAGCAAUGAGUUGAUUCUCACUGAUGAAGAGGUUGUUCGGUUUCAAAUAGGAGAGGUUUUUGCUCAUGUGCCGAAGGAUGAAGUUGAGAGCAGGAUAGAACAGAUGCAAGAGACAACAAGCCAGAAAUUGGAAAAACUUGAGGAGGAGAAACAAUCUGUGGUUGCUCAGAUGUCCGAACUGAAGAAAAUUUUGUAUGGGAAGUUCAAAGACUCUAUCAAUCUUGAGGAGGAUUAG
Lathyrus sativus (Indian pea) is the source of this 381-nucleotide messenger RNA. The record is from the annotation of a GenBank genome assembly. Lineage: Eukaryota; Viridiplantae; Streptophyta; Magnoliopsida; Fabales; Fabaceae.